This is a messenger RNA of Brenthis ino (lesser marbled fritillary), 828 nucleotides long. NCBI's taxonomy places the organism in Eukaryota, Metazoa, Arthropoda, Insecta, Lepidoptera, Nymphalidae. The record is from the annotation of a GenBank genome assembly.
AUGUCGAUAGCGAUCGGGCCGCGUCGCCUUCAGUGUACUCGCAGCCCCCGGGAGCGCGGGAUGGGUGGCGCGCUGCUGCUCGCGCUGCUGGCGGCGGCGCGGGCCGGCGAGCCCAACGCGACCGACCUCACCGACUUCACCGACUUCAACGACCUUACAACCCCUGAAGCAGACCUCGAAGAAAAAACCCCGCUUUUCCCUGAAGACCUUUUCACUGAAGAACAGAGACGCUCCGGGGCAGUCCUGCUCCACGUGAUAGGCAUGGGCUACAUGUUUGUGGCUCUUGCGAUAGUCUGCGACGAGUUCUUCGUUCCAGCGCUGGACGUGAUCAUAGAAAGACUCGCGAUAAGAGAUGAUGUCGCUGGAGCCACUUUCAUGGCUGCAGGAGGCUCUGCACCAGAACUAUUCACGUCCAUCAUUGGUGUAUUCGUCUCGUUCGACGAUGUCGGUAUAGGAACUAUCGUUGGUUCCGCCGUCUUCAACAUCCUAUUCGUGAUAGGUGCGUGCGCGUUGUUUUCACGCACCACACUAUCCCUCACAUGGUGGCCUCUCUUCCGCGACUGCACAUUUUACUCAAUCAGCCUCCUUGUGUUGAUAUACUGUUUCCGUGAUAACGUGAUAUACUGGCAGGAGGCGUUAGCACUUUUCUCGUUAUACGGCGCGUACGUGAUGUUCAUGAGAUGGAACCAGCCAGUUGAGAAGGCGUUGAAAAAGCUGAUAUACAAAAACAAGGUGACAAGAGUUAGGAGUACUGACCAGCUGAUGCCUACGGUAAGCUCGCCCGCACCAACCUGCAUGAUCACUGACGUGGAUUUGGUUUACAUAAAC